This is a messenger RNA of Gavialis gangeticus (Gharial), 1851 nucleotides long. RefSeq names its product arrestin 3 (gene ARR3). Gene Ontology annotation, biological process: signal transduction; G protein-coupled receptor internalization; visual perception. NCBI's taxonomy places the organism in Eukaryota, Metazoa, Chordata, Crocodylia, Gavialidae. The record is from RefSeq and is a predicted model, not a curated record. The transcript is spliced from 17 exons. The coding region runs from base 334 to 1518 and encodes 394 amino acids. Gene Ontology annotation, molecular function: G protein-coupled receptor binding.
CUCUGGCCUUAAACCUACUCUUUCAAUCUCUUUAAUCUGCUUUCUCAGGGCUCCAGCCCACAUUAUUUAUAGUCCACUCUUAUUUACCAAGUCCUCCAGGUAAUAAACUAAUAGGAUUCAAGCCUCAAAAUACUUCCCAGGGAACACACACAUCUCACAUCCCCAGCGAAGCACUAUUGGCAAGGCACUAGGGGAGGGACUAGCAGGGAAGCAUAAGAAGCCUCGGAACAGAGAGGAAGCCUCAGAAUAACCUGACAAGAGAAGGGCCAGCAGAAGAGGUGAGAUCUGAACACUCCCCUCACAGAAUCCCUGCAGUGUGACAACUGAUCUGAAAUGGCAGACAGAUCCAAAGUCUUUAAGAAAACCAGCCCCAAUGCAAAGCUCUCCAUCUACCUGGGGAAGAGAGAUUUUGUGGAUCAUGUUGAUUAUGUAGAACCCGUAGAUGGUGUCAUCUUGAUUGAUCCAGAAUAUCUGAAGGAUAGAAAAGUGUUUGUGACCCUGACAUGUGCAUUCCGCUAUGGCCGAGAUGAUCUGGAUGUUAUUGGUUUGAGCUUCAGGAAGGAUAUCUGUGCCAUGGCCACUCAGAUUUAUCCUUCUGUGCCAAAACAGGCACCAGCAACCCUCAGUCCAUUGCAGGAAAAGCUGAUGAAGAAGUUGGGCGAGAAUGCUUACCCUUUCACUUUUGAGAUUCCAACCAACUUGCCCUGCUCAGUCACUCUCCAGCCAGGGCCAGAUGAUGUUGGAAAGGCCUGCGGAGUGGACUUUGAAGUCAAAGGAUUUUGUGCUGAAAAUCUGGAGGAGAAAAUUCACAAGAGGAAUUCAGUGAGGCUGGUGAUCCGAAAAGUCCAGUUUGCUCCACUGAACUUGGGUCCAGCCCCAAAGGCAGAGACUACUAAGCAGUUCAUAAUGUCUGACAAGCCACUGUACCUUGAGGCCUCGCUGGAUAAAGAGAUCUAUUACCAUGGUGACCCAAUCAGUGUCAAUGUUAACAUCAACAACGCCACAUCCAAGAUUGUGAAAAAAAUUAAAAUAACAGUGGAGCAGAUCACAGAUGUGGUUCUUUUUUCAUUGGACAAAUAUACCAAGAUUGUAUGUAAUGAAGAGAUAAAUGAAACGGUGGCUGCCAAUUCCACCGUCUCCAAAAGCUACACAGUGACCCCCACCCUAGCGGCCAACCGUCAGCAGCGUGGCCUGGCACUCGAUGGCAAACUGAAGCAUGGGGACACCAACCUGGCCUCCAGCACCAUCCUAAGACCUGGCAUGGAGAAAGAGGUCCUGGGGAUCCUGGUCUCCUACAAUGUGAAGGUCACCUUGGUGGUAUCCAGAGGAGGCAUCCUGGGAGAUCUCACUUCAAGUGAUGUUGGUGUUGAGUUGCCACUUAUUCUCAUGCACCCAAAGCCAGCUGAUGACAUGCCAAGUGAGGAGGACAUUGUGAUAGAGGAAUUUGCUCGUCAGAAUCUCCAGGGGGAGAAGGAUGAUGACGAUGACAAGGAGGAACCUGACAAAGAAGGAAGUUAACUUGCUCCCUGGCCAAAAUAGAGUAGUGACCAGUCACCAAUCUAGUACACCAGCAUGUGGGACAUAGAUCUGGUAGUGCAGUCCCCAGUGUGCUGUGAAAGUACUCAAACCAGUGUUAUAUUUGUGAUGUAAUUAAUUCUUGUAUCUUCUUUCCUUCUCACCACCCCUACCCCCAUCCCCUGCCAACUGAUCCUUGUACUAGUCCUGAUUCCAAUGGCAUAAGCAGACCAUACAUUUACUAGUGAUAAACAGUAACACUCUUUGUAUGAAAUUAUCAUGUCUUGACAGAACAGGAGUCUCAGCUAUUUCCACUCACUAGCUGACAGACCUUUG